AUGUUAGGGAGCAUCGAUUGCAUGCAUUGGCAGUGGAGGAACUGCCCAGUGGCUCAUGCUGGCCAAUUCACAAGGGGAGACAUCAAACACCCUACCAUCAUCUUAGAAGCCGUUGCGUCGUAUGAUCGAUGGAUCUGGCAUGCCUUUUUUGGAGUGGCCGGGUCCAACAACGACCUCAAUGUACUGAACCAGUCGCCGUUGUUCACUGAUGUGCUUAGGGGAGAAGCACCCGUAGUGAACUUCACGGUGAAUGGACACGAGUACAACUAUGGUUACUACCUUGCCGACGGCAUCUACCCCUCCUGGCCGGUGUUCAUGAAAGGUGUUACUCUUCCACAAAAUGAAAAGCAGCGAGUGUUCACUGCUGCUCAAUCAGCGCAUCGCAAAGAUGUCGAGUGUGCCUUUGGAGUGUUGAAGUCUAGGUUCAACAUUCUAGCAGUUCCGGGACGCUCCUACUCCAGGCGUACUCUUGGAUUGAUCAUGCGUGCAUGUGUCAUUCUGCACAACAUGAUCAUUGACGAUGAGCGUGGACAAAAUUUGGACAACAUCUAUGAGACAGUUGAUUCAAAUGUCGGCCCUGCAAUACACCACCAUGCACCACCAAGCCUAGCAGCCAGGAUUCAGAUGGACACCGAAAUGAGGGACUCACCGAUGUAUACACAGCUCCAGCAUGAUUUGAUGGAGCAUGUGCAGGACUGUACUGUGAAAAGCUGCAAGGAGGCAAAGUUUGAUAUUCCUUUCCGCAGACAGUUGAGAGGUCUUCAGAAUGUGGAGGACAAGGAGUGCUUGGUCGGCGGCGCGGACAAGAUGGUGCAAGCUGAGGCUUUCGUCUACUCCAGGUCCAGGCGGCCAGCAGCGACGCCCGGGCAGGGGCAGCUGCUGAUGAUCACAGGCGCCUGA
Lolium perenne is the source of this 900-nucleotide messenger RNA. NCBI's taxonomy places the organism in Eukaryota, Viridiplantae, Streptophyta, Magnoliopsida, Poales, Poaceae. The record is from RefSeq and is a predicted model, not a curated record.